AUGCGGGUUUCCCUCACUCGUCUUGCUCAAUCAGUGGGCACCAAGCCUCUCAAUUUAAGAGAAGCAAGCGCAACGCUCCUACCACCUACACCGUUAUAUCGCCGAUUGCUACGGGUGCAUCGCAAUCUACCCACUGAGAUGAGAAUUCUGGGAGACGAUUAUGUAAAGGCUGAAUUUAAACGACACCAAAAAAUAGAUAACCCAGUACACAUUAUUGGGUUCUUGUCCCAAUGGAAGAUGUAUCUCGAUCAAAUGGAACAACAGGCCAAUUCGGCUGGAGGAUUUGAGCGAUUCACUGGAAGGCGAAUGGAUCCUACUGUUUUCGAAAAGAUGUCAAGCGAACAAAUCGGCCAAUUGUACGAGUUGAUGCAUGCUACAAAGGAUAUUUGGAAGCCUGUUGAAACUUUGGAGGCAGAGGCGGAUGCUGAGAGGGGUCAAAAGUCGUAA
Molecule: messenger RNA, 447 nt
Organism: Rhizoctonia solani
Lineage: Eukaryota; Fungi; Basidiomycota; Agaricomycetes; Cantharellales; Ceratobasidiaceae
Product: Complex 1 protein (LYR family)
Exons: 4
Coding region: 1-447 (148 amino acids)
Biological process (GO): mitochondrial respiratory chain complex II assembly; succinate metabolic process
Cellular component (GO): mitochondrion; mitochondrial intermembrane space
Source: RefSeq, a predicted model, not a curated record